This is a messenger RNA of Coccidioides posadasii C735 delta SOWgp, 1072 nucleotides long. RefSeq lists its product as uncharacterized. Gene Ontology annotation, cellular component: ascospore wall; lipid droplet; prospore membrane. NCBI's taxonomy places the organism in Eukaryota, Fungi, Ascomycota, Eurotiomycetes, Onygenales, Onygenaceae. The record is from RefSeq and is a predicted model, not a curated record.
AGGAGACGACGCCGGGCCUGCUAGACAUGGAGCGUGUGCCUUCAAGUAAUAUACCUCCUUCUGUAAGGGCUCCCAGACUGCUGGGAUUGCAUGGUGCGACCUGGCUAUACCCUCUCAAGGGCAUCGUCUACUUUCUUCGUCAUCGCUUUCUCUGGCCGCUAUUCCAUGCUCGCAUGCUACCAAUAGCUCUGCUCUCGGCCUUUAUUUACGCCCUUCUCUUCUUCUUCAUAUACCUCCCGCAGGUUGCAUUUCUGGCGAUCUUUCAUGGAUGGGCUGGUGCCUGGAUUAACGGGGCCUUCCUCGUCCUCGGUGAAGGUGCUGCCAUUGUGGCCCUUUUAUUCGAAGCAUUCUUCGUCGACGAGACCCAGGUCGAUAUCUUCGAUGCGGUCCUCAUUAAAACGGGGAACAAGGACCUUGUGGGCACAGCAAGACUCUUGCACCGCGAAGCUCCCGAUCCAGUGAACAUGCUGGGUAAGCUUAGCGUGGGCGCAGUGUAUGCACCGUUUUCGUUCCGGCAGAUUGUGGAGUUCAUCGUACUCUUGCCGUUAACCUUGGUCCCGGUGAUUGGAGCGCCGCUGUUUCUCGUCCUCACGGGCUAUAGGGGCGGGCCGUUUCAUCAUUGGAGAUAUUUCCAACUUAGAGAUUUUACCAAGUCUGAGCGGAAGGAAUUUAUCGCGAGGAGGAAGAUAAGGUAUACAAUGUUUGGCACUACUGCUCUUAUACUGCAGUUGAUUCCAUUCUUCUCAAUGUUCUUCCUUGUCACUACAGCGGCGGGCUCAGCGCUCUGGGCUGCCGACAUGGAACGGCGGAGAAAGCUUUUGAGCGAGCGAGUGGUUCACGUUGAAGAGGAAUAUCACGACAACCCAGUUUAGGCCCGGUUCGCGUUUGGUUUGCAAAAGUCACUGCCCUUCAAUCUCAGCGGCUAUCUAUUUAUCCCCUUUCUGGGUGUUUUUGCGGGCAUCGUGGGAGAUCUUUCAGUGUUCGUCCGAAAUUUUCGCAGCAUUAAUCUGUGCAAUGUGUGCCGGAUGCUUAGCUCUUCUGGGUUCGUCUGUGUUACUACUCCGUAGAUCAU